This is a messenger RNA of Gracilinanus agilis (Agile Gracile Mouse Opossum), 939 nucleotides long. Its product is annotated as olfactory receptor 1P1-like. Bases 1 to 939 code for a protein of 312 amino acids. The record is from RefSeq and is a predicted model, not a curated record. Lineage: Eukaryota; Metazoa; Chordata; Mammalia; Didelphimorphia; Didelphidae. Gene Ontology annotation, molecular function: olfactory receptor activity; G protein-coupled receptor activity. Gene Ontology annotation, biological process: G protein-coupled receptor signaling pathway. The transcript has a single exon. Gene Ontology annotation, cellular component: membrane.
AUGGCUGAAGGCAACCAAAGCGGCCUGGUCCAGUUCACGCUGCAGGGCCUUCCGGAGCAGUCCAGCCACGGGUGGGUCUUGUUUGGCCUCUUCUGCUGGCUGUACGCGGUCGCUCUGGCUGGGAACGUGCUCAUCUCCGCGGCCAUCGUGCUCGACGGCCGCCUGCACAAGCCCAUGUAUUUCUUCCUGGGCCACCUCUCGCUGGCCGACGCCUGCUUCGUCUCCACCACGGUGCCCAACCUGCUGGUGAGCCUGGGAGCCCGAGACAGGCGCAUCUCCUACGGCAGGUGCCUGGCCCAGCUCUACUUUUUCCUGACCUUCGGGGACCUCGACAUCUUCCUCCUGGCUGUGAUGGCCUACGAUCGCUACGUGGCCAUCUGCCACCCGCUCCGCUACGCCACCACCCUGGGGCCCACGCGCUGUGCCUUCCUGGUGGCCGCCUGCUGGCUGCUCACCAGCCUGGUGGCCCUGACGCACACUGCGCUCAUGGCCCGGCUCUCCUUCUGCACGGACAGAACCGUCGCGGGCUUUUUCUGCGACCUGGGCCCACUCAUGCAAGCGUCCUGCUCCAGCCCACGGGCCAACAGGCUGGUGCUGCUCACCCUGGGCGGCGCCGUCAUCCUGCUCCCCUUCGCCCUCGUUCUCAUCUCCUACGUGCACAUUGGCCUGGCCAUCCUCAGGACCCCGUCCGCCCAAGGGAGGCGCAAGGCCUUCUCCACCUGUGGAUCCCACCUCACCGUGGUCUUCCUAUUCUUCGGGACGGUGAUCCGGGCGUAUCUGUGCCCCACGGACCCCGGCUCAGCCACGCCAGGGGACACGGUGGCCAUCGUCCUGUACACGGUCAUCACGCCCACAGUGAAUCCCUUCAUCUACAGCCUGAGGAACCGCGACAUGCAGGCAGCUCUGGCCAGGCUCCUCCGAGGGCAAAGAACCUCCUAG